Prunus armeniaca (apricot) is the source of this 168-nucleotide messenger RNA. Lineage: Eukaryota; Viridiplantae; Streptophyta; Magnoliopsida; Rosales; Rosaceae. The record is from the annotation of a GenBank genome assembly.
AUGGAAGAAACCGCCUCUGGCCCCUCUCGCGUCACAAACCCGGCUCCCUCAGGCACUCAAGCGCCACCUCCUGCUGGUCCAUCCCUUCAUCCUUCAUCCCUGGGAACUCAACCCUCUCCGAUUUCUUCCACUGAGCAAUCUCGUUUCGACUCUGUCGCAAUCUUUUGA